Chilo suppressalis (striped riceborer) is the source of this 2612-nucleotide messenger RNA. The record is from the annotation of a GenBank genome assembly. NCBI's taxonomy places the organism in Eukaryota, Metazoa, Arthropoda, Insecta, Lepidoptera, Crambidae.
AUAUUUUUAUGGGCAACGAAAUUUCGAUUUGUUUUCUUUAUAAAAAAUCUAGAUUAAACAUAUUUUAUGGGUGCAAGACGACCACUUUUCCGAUCUUGUAUUACAUAUUAGGCAGAUAUAGAUUAUCAUGAAAGAAACCUUAUAGUAACUAGGCAAGUAGGUAGGAUAUUUGAUGACAAAAUCAAACAUAUUUAGGUACCUGUAAUCUGAGGAAGUGAACAUUUUAUUUAGCGAAUAAAUACUACGUGAAAAUAAUUUAUUUUAUUGGCUUAUCAUUCAUUAUGACAGCAAAACUAUGUGUAAGUUUGUUUCUGUAAUAAGACAAUUGUAUGUUUGUAAUCAGAAUGUAAGUAAUCAGUAGGUAGGUACCUAGCAAAGUUACUAUAGAUAACAUUAUGAGUUACUUACGAUGAAAUAAAAUUCACAAAUUGCGAUAUUGGAGCAAAACAUGAAAAAACUCUAUUUCAAUCUCAGAAUACGUUUGUUCUGUAUUCUGAGAUUUCAAUGAAUUAUUGUUGAACAUUAGGCGAGCACCUCAUUUACAAUUUAAAAAUUCACUUACGGUACUGUGCACCAUCAACCCGCCGGUACUGUUUCAUCUCGCCGAUUAAAUUACAAUGCUGAGAAUUUUAAUAACACUCAUUCAUCGUCGAAUCGGUGUAUAAUUCAAAUCUCUUUUUCUGUAUCAUCGUAAUUUACAUACGCUAAAUAAAAAGCGGUGUCAUCACAAAAGAUAUUUGGAGGCAAUAUAAACAUAAUAUCAAUUUAAAUUCCUUGUUAGUGGACCGAAAGCCGACAUUAUACUUGAAUGUCGUGGGUUCUGAUUGGCGGGGAAACGGGCCAAUGAGAUCGAAGAGGGUGCGCGGGGUGAGGGGAGGCAGCGGCGGCCGACGGGCGGGCCGACAUCGGGGCUCACCGGGCUCUCUUCGCCUCAGUUGCUCUCUACAUCUCAUAUCGAAGUGACGUGUACACGUAUACGUGGUGUUGUUAUUAUUGACUCUGAGAACUUUAAUUUGUUACCUCUCUGGUGGAAGUGAAAAUGCCGCGACCUUCGCGUGAAUCUUACGGGGAUCAAAAGCCGCCAUACUCCUAUAUCUCUCUGACGGCCAUGGCGAUAUGGAGUUCUCCGGAGCGCAUGCUGCCACUGUCAGAGAUUUACCGAUUCAUCACGGACCGGUUCCCGUACUAUAGGCGGAACACACAGCGCUGGCAGAAUUCUCUACGGCACAAUUUGUCGUUCAACGACUGUUUUGUGAAGGUGCCGCGGCGGCCGGACCGUCCAGGCAAGGGCGCGUACUGGACCCUGCACCCGCAAGCCUUCGACAUGUUCGAGAAUGGAUCACUGCUGCGGCGCCGCAAACGGUUCAAGUUGCAGAAAGGGGAGAAAGAUAAUUUGAGUGCAGAGCUGGCCGCUUUGGCGAGUUUCAACAGAGCUUUCUUGGCGCGUCAAGCGGGAGCUCCGCCGCCGCCGGCGAUGCCGACUGCUAGUUUGUACACGCCGGCGAUAUGUCCUCAGUUGAGUCCGGAGCCGGCGGAGUUGCCGGAGGUAGGCGGGAUGACGAUGCUGGUGCGGGAGAGGCCUCGGAGGGCGUUCACCAUUGAGGCGUUGUUGGAGCCCGAGCCACCGCGGUCGCCACCGUCGCCUCCGCAGCCGGUGAUGGCGAUGGCCCUUCCACCAUACGUGAUGGCAGCGCAGCGCUAUCACGCCGAACUACUGGCAGCUGCGCACGCGCUUCGCCCCUGUUACCUGCCACACCCGCUCCCCGUUGCGUGACAUAACGCGCACUGCCACACACACUCGUGCAAUGCUAGAUUGUAAGUACACAGCUGUAAUAAAACUGUUAUGACGCGGAUGUCAAUUAUAGAGAAACCUCCGAUUUGAGGUUUCACACCCUAAGUCCGAGGCCGCAUUGGCGGCGACUGUGACUCGACGGCGAUUUUGUGAAAACAAACUCAUGUAAACACACACUGCAGACGUUUCCGCUCGUACUUCGCCGCACCAGUGCUGCCUCGGCCUAUUUCUACAGGGCUGAAAAGCAGUCGAAUACCAAAUAAUGAAACAGCAUUUCACGUCAAUUGCAUUUACACAAAACGUUUUUUAUAAUUCAUUUAGAUCUAAAAUAGACUGAAUGACAGAUAUAGUAAUUAGGCAUUUUCUCAAGUGGUUUAUUUCUGUGUAGAAAGUGUCAUCACAAUUAUAGAGAUCUCACUCGUAGGUACUAAUAAAACUGAUAAGGUAGUGUUGUAAUACUUAUGUAUUUAUUAAAAAGACAUUCCGUCGCAUUCCUACUAUAAAAUUUUGAUAAGAAACCAAUUUUGAUAGUUUACAGUAGAGAAUUAUAAUUAAAUAAUAAUAAAAAAUAUAGCUUUCGUUAUGUUGAUGUUUGUAAAUAUGCUUCUUCUUGAUGAUAAUAAUUUUAAUGUUUGUAGAUACUUUAAUGUAAAUUAGAAAGUUGUACCUACAUUUUAAAAUGUUAUUUAUUGUAGCUAAGAAAAUAAUGAUUUAAAUUUUAUUGUUUAUUUUGACAGAUCCCUAAUUUUAUAAUUGUAAAUAUUGUUUUGUUGUAAUAAUGAAAUUGAUAGGAAUAUUAAAUGAAAUUAUCAUUACAUGA